This is a messenger RNA of Penicillium cosmopolitanum, 792 nucleotides long. Its product is annotated as HAD family hydrolase. Bases 1 to 792 code for a protein of 263 amino acids. The transcript has 3 exons. The record is from RefSeq and is a predicted model, not a curated record. Gene Ontology annotation, molecular function: beta-phosphoglucomutase activity; sugar-phosphatase activity. NCBI's taxonomy places the organism in Eukaryota, Fungi, Ascomycota, Eurotiomycetes, Eurotiales, Aspergillaceae.
AUGUCUCCCUCUCUCUCCGCAAUCGAAUCUUUCUCUGCGCCUGCGCAAAACUUCACAUUCGAUGGCAUUCUUUCAGACUUUGAUGGAACGAUUGUGGACUCUACAGCUGCCAUUGUCAAGCACUGGUACAAAAUUGCAGCCGAGCUAGGCGUUGACCCCGAGGUUAUCCUGGCCACCUCCCAUGGCCGGAGAAGCAUCGAUACAAUGGCACUCUACGACGAGUCAAAGGCCAAUUGGGAAUGUACGCCAGACCCUGACACUCCCCUCCUUCUACAGUCUAUACUAACCACCACUACCUCCACAGACGUGAACUACAUCGAAGGCCGCAUCCCCAAAGAAUACGGCUCCGACGCCAAAGAGAUCCCUGGAGGCCGUGACCUCCUCCGCGCCCUCGAAACCUCCGGCGCAAAAUGGGGCGUCGUGACUUCCGGCACACGCGCCCUUAUCGACGGCUGGCUCGAAGUCCUCGGCCUCACACACCCAGAGAAACUCGUUGUCGCCGAGGACGUGCCCCUCGGCAAGCCGGAUCCGCGUUGCUACCUCCUUGGUCGCAAGCAGAUUGAGCUGGAAGAUCCAGAGUCGACCUCCGUUUUGGUGCUCGAGGAUGCGCCGUCAGGUAUUAAGGCUGGAAAGGCUGCUGGGUUCAAGGUUCUUGCUCUGGCGACGACACAUUCGUUGGAGCAAUUGCGUGCGGCGGGUGCGGAUUGGAUUGUUGAGGAUUUGAGGAGUUUGAUUGUGACGGGUGUUGUUGAUGGGAAGGUAAAUGUUGAGAUUCGGAAUGCCUUGCAAUAA